This is a messenger RNA of Setaria italica (foxtail millet), 1527 nucleotides long. RefSeq names its product cytosolic sulfotransferase 8. The transcript has 2 exons. The record is from RefSeq and is a predicted model, not a curated record. Bases 113 to 1198 code for a protein of 361 amino acids. Gene Ontology annotation, cellular component: cytoplasm. Gene Ontology annotation, molecular function: sulfotransferase activity. NCBI's taxonomy places the organism in Eukaryota, Viridiplantae, Streptophyta, Magnoliopsida, Poales, Poaceae. Gene Ontology annotation, biological process: sulfation.
UCCAGGCAUUUGGAAGAAGAGAGUGAAAACCGUACAAGUGAAAAUCGUUCGGCAUUCAUGCAUACAAACCCUAGCUAAGGAGGUUCGCAGGAAGCUAGGCUGGCUAGCUAGCAUGGCUAAUGUUACUGCCUGCACCGGCCCGGCUACUGUACUCUCUGGACUACCUGCGCCGGUGCCAUUCAAGGACGUCGGCGGCGGCGACGGUGAUGCCGGGCAGCAGGACGCCGACGCCUCAGCGCCGGAGGAGUACGCGAGCGCCGUCAUCUCCGACCUCCCGAGCAACCCGAAGCUGUUCCUGCGCCGCUACCAGGGCACGUGGGUGCUGGAGUCAUGGGUGCCGGGGAUCGUCGCCAUCCAGCGGGGCUUCGCGCCGCGCGGCGGCGACGUCAUCCUCGCCAGCCCGCCCAAGUGCGGCACCACGUGGCUCAAGGCCCUGGCCUUCGCCACCAUGGCGCGCGGCGUUCACCCACCGGCCGGCGACCCCGGGCACCCGCUCCUCCGCGUCAACCCGCACGACUGCGUCCCCUUCAUGGAGAAGCUCUUCGCCGCCGGGCUGGGGAGCAAGGUCAUGGACGCGCUGCCGUCGCCGCGGCUCAUGGCCACGCACAUGCACCACUCCGUCCUGCCGGCCUCCAUCAAAAAGAACCCCGACUGCAAAAUCGUCUACAUAUGCAGGGAUCCGAAGGACAUGUUGGUUUCUAUGUGGCAGUUCUCCAGGAGGAUUCGACCAGACCUUGAAUUAUCCGACCUGUUGGAGGCAGCCUGCGACGGCAGCUGCCUGAGCGGCCCCAUCUGGGACCAUGUCCUUGGGUACUGGAAUGCCAGCAAGGUGAGCCCGGAGACGGUGCUGUUCCUGAGAUACGAGGAGAUGCUGCAAGACCCCGUCAGCAAUGUCGUCAAGCUGUCGCGGUUCCUGGGACGGCCGUUCUCGCCGGCUGAGGAGGAGGCGGGGGUCGCCAUGGACGUGAUGAGGUUGUGCAGCUUCGAGAAGCUGAAAGAUCUGGAGGUGAACAAGGCAGGCUCAGGCUCAGGAUCGCCAUCCCUGCGAGGCGUUCGUGAAGGUGCCUUCGUGAACAGCUCCUACUUCAGGAGAGGCGAGGCGGGAGACUGGGCGAACCACAUGACGCCGGAGAUGGCCCGGCGUCUGGACGCUGUCAUGGAAGAGAGGUUCUGCGGAUCAGGCUUCUCCUUCUCCUGAUCGAUCGGUCAUCGGCGUACCCUGUUUGUGUCAUCACACGAUGAACCGAUAAAGAUUUCCGCAAGCCAUCAACUGCCUCUUCAUUCUCAUGCAUGCGCCUCUUAUUAGUUAGAUGCCUGAUAAAUGCACACUGUUGCGCACAGAUGCACAGUUGACGAUGAGCUCUAGAUGAUAAUAUUACUCCUGAAUUGCUCCAUAAUUCUAUUAAGGAAUUUUUCUUAAUAUAUUGAUACACAGCUCUCCUGCAUGUUUGAGAAAAAAAUUAUAUUUAUAAAGAAAAUAUAGCAGGAGACAAUGAGGCAGUGCAAUAUAUAAAAUCAAUUUGGAAA